Messenger RNA from Caenorhabditis bovis, 648 nucleotides. Lineage: Eukaryota; Metazoa; Nematoda; Chromadorea; Rhabditida; Rhabditidae. The record is from the annotation of a GenBank genome assembly.
AUGGGCGACUACGAUUAUCUGAUCAAAUUUUUGGCGUUGGGUGACUCGGGUGUUGGCAAAACGUCAUUCUUGCAUCGCUACACGGACAACACGUUCACCGGCCAGUUCAUCUCGACCGUCGGCAUCGAUUUCAAAGAGAAGAAAGUGGUGUACAAAAGCGCGCGCGGCGGAUUCGGUGGGCGUGGCCAACGGGUCCUUCUCCAAUUGUGGGACACCGCCGGGCAGGAGCGAUUCCGAAGUCUGACGACGGCGUUUUUUCGCGACGCGAUGGGCUUCAUUCUGAUCUUCGACAUCACCAACGAGCAAUCAUUUCUGAACAUUCGCGAUUGGCUCUCGCAAUUGCGCGUGCACGCUUAUUGCGACACACCCGACAUCAUCAUUUGCGGCAACAAGGCGGACCUCGAGAAUCGGCGACAAGUGAGCACCGCGCGCGCGAAACAAUUGGCCGAUCAGCUCGGACUCCCCUAUUUCGAGACGUCGGCGUGCACGUCGACGAACGUCGAGAAGUCGGUCGAUUGCCUCCUCGAUUUGGUGAUGCAGCGGAUUCAGCAGAGUGUCGAAACGUCGAAUCUGCCGCUAUCCGAAUGCCGCGGUGUGAGCCUCGACAAUGAUUCGGGCGCGAGCGCAUCGUAUUGUGCCAAUUGCUAA